This is a messenger RNA of Clunio marinus, 231 nucleotides long. Lineage: Eukaryota; Metazoa; Arthropoda; Insecta; Diptera; Chironomidae. The record is from the annotation of a GenBank genome assembly.
AUGAAAAGGAAAAAGAAAUCUAAUCAUAUUGUAAAAGUCGAGCGAGGAAUAUUUUUUAAUUUAAAAACCAAGAAUGAAUCAUUAAAUCCAGUAAAUAAUAAAAGUUUUUUUCUGCUUUUAAGACAAACACUGAGUAUUGAUGUUUCUUUUAAAAUUGGAAUUCUCUGUGGAAUUAAAACUACAAUGUUGCUUUGUGGAGUUUGGAGAAAACUUAUGGAAUUGUUUUUAUGA